Molecule: messenger RNA, 1763 nt
Organism: Cuscuta campestris
Lineage: Eukaryota; Viridiplantae; Streptophyta; Magnoliopsida; Solanales; Convolvulaceae
Source: the annotation of a GenBank genome assembly
AUAAAAAAUGAUUGAAGGUGUGAGGGUAUCAUUUCUGUUGCCGUCCAUAUUACUCAUAUUUUCUUCAUCCCAGACCAACGAGCGCGAACUCACCCAACUCGCUCCUCUGACUCAACCAUGUGGAGAAGCUCUCUGAAUUUCUCAUCGAAACUCGUCAAGACACCCAGCCCCAAUCCAUCUGUUCGUGUUCUUCGUGCUUCCUUAGCUUAUCAUGGCCAUCUGAUCCGACCCAGUUCGACGGCUGCUGGAUCGGAGUCUCCAUCACAUGCCGAUUCGGUGAAAUUAGGGUUAGCGUCUUCCGCAUGGGAUCGGACCUGGCCUUCGUCAUCGGCAGUCGGAUUGUCGUCGCUAGCUUCUGCCUCGGUUUUGAAGAGUAGGGAGGUGUGCGACCUGGCUAAGCACUAUGGUCGCUGUUAUUGGGAGCUCUCCAAAGCUCGUCUCAGUAUGCUAGUAGUAGCCACCUCUGGCACAGGUUUUGUUCUUGGUAGUGGUGGAGCAAUUGAUUAUGCAGGUCUUUGGACCACGUGUGCUGGUACUAUGAUGGUUGCUGCUGCUGCCAACUCUUUAAACCAGGUGUUUGAGGUGAAAAAUGAUGCAAAAAUGAAGAGAACUCGGCAGAGACCACUACCUUCAGGGCGGAUUACUAUACAUCAUGCUGUUGCCUGGGCAUCUUGUGCCGGUGUUGCCGGUACUAGUUUGUUGGCUUGCAAGGCAAACAUGUUGGCUGCUGGCCUUGCUGCUUCUAAUCUUUGUCUUUACGCGUUUGUGUACACUCCACUGAAGCAGAUACAUCCCAUUAAUACAUGGGUUGGGGCUAUUGUCGGUGCUAUCCCGCCACUUCUUGGGUGGGCUGCAGCAUCUGGUCAAUUAUCCCUCAAUGGAUUCAUUCUCCCUGCUGCUCUUUAUUUUUGGCAAAUACCCCACUUCAUGGCCUUAGCAUACUUGUGCCGCCAGGAUUAUGCAGAUGGAGGGUUUAGGAUGUUUUCCUUGGCUGAUGCUUCUGGUCAGAGAACAUCUUCAGUUGCCUUGAGGAACUGCCUGUAUCUACUACCACUUGGUUAUCUAGCCUAUGACUGGGGGUUAACCUCAGGGUGGUUCUGCCUCGAGUCCACAUUCCUUGCUCUUGCCAUCACCGCCACAGCAACAUCUUUCUACUUCAGUCGCACAAUCAAAGAUGCCCGUAGGAUGUUUCACGCCAGCCUUCUUUACCUUCCAGUCUUUAUGUCUGGACUUCUUCUCCAUUGCGUGUCCAAUAACAACGAGCAACAUGUGACCAUGAAGAACGAGAUGGAUACAGAAGUAUUCACGGGUCAAAAGAGAGAGAAGUGCUUGCUCGGUGCUGAUUCACGCCCUCCUGUUGCAUACGCUUCUAUUGCCCCCUUUCCUUUCUUGCCGGUUCCCUUAUAUGCCGAAUAGUAAGUCUUUCUUUCUUUCUUUUUCUGUUUUGUUUAUGUAUUAUUGACAUCACUCCCGCCCUUAAUAAGAGUCAUGUCUGUAAUGUUUGUUUUUUGUGGAGGGGACGGGAUGUGAAAUUAUAUACACGUCAAGGGUGUUCCAUCUGCAAUUUUUCCCCGUUCUCUUAAAUGGACGUUGUGGGGGGUUUGCUUCUUCAGUUUUGAUUCCAACAGUACAUUAUUGUUUUACCAUAUUCAAUAAUGCUUGUAAACUUCUUUCCUUUUUUUGCAAUUGUAAAUGGCUUUGUUUAAUCUUUCUCUAUCACCAUGAGCCCAAUAAGCUGUGAGGAAUAAAAAGGAACCUGUUUU